This is a messenger RNA of Torulaspora delbrueckii, 3444 nucleotides long. RefSeq names its product PIN domain-containing protein. Gene Ontology annotation, biological process: nuclear-transcribed mRNA catabolic process, nonsense-mediated decay. The record is from RefSeq and is a predicted model, not a curated record. Bases 1 to 3444 code for a protein of 1147 amino acids. Lineage: Eukaryota; Fungi; Ascomycota; Saccharomycetes; Saccharomycetales; Saccharomycetaceae. Gene Ontology annotation, cellular component: telomerase holoenzyme complex. Gene Ontology annotation, molecular function: telomerase RNA binding; telomeric repeat DNA binding; protein binding. The transcript has a single exon.
AUGAUAGAGACUUUCAACCAUACAAGCGACAGGCUGACAAAGAAUACUGAUUAUAUUGAGCAGGAGAAAAGACCGAUGUGCCAGCCAAGGCAUCUUAAUGGUCCUCUUGAUGAGAUACCGGCUAGUGCAGGGCGUCAAAAGAGACAUAGCUCUAAUCCUUAUAACUCCGCAGAGUCUACCGGUGUCAAGAGACGUGUGGCGAACCAUGACGAUGGAAUAACACAGUUUCUAGAUAACGGGGCAAUUCCUAAUACCCCGUGCAAAGAACCUGUUUCUUCCAGGAGGCCUAGCGCUACGAGAAGGACAGUUAAUAGGACUCCUCGUUCGACCACGUCGUACGUAGCUGACGCAUCUGCAUCUCCUUACUGUUACUCGCCAAACAAUUCGAACUUGCGUAUUGAUCAUCUUUCAAGAAUGGUUAACAGCAGUGGGGUCAGCAUUCCCAACGUUUGUCGGGAUCCAUCGUUCCUGAGCAAAGAGGCACAUAUUGUCAGUGAUGGCCAGGAUACAGGGACGAUCUCAAUUAAUAGUGGUGAAGUCAAUGAUCAGAGCCAAGACAAUUCUGCAAACGACGAAGGGCGUGACGACAAUAACGAAAACGAUAGCAUCAGGAAUAAAAACAGCAAUAACGAUAACGAUAAUAACAGAGAAAAUAACAAGGAUAACAAUGGCAAUGUGCCGUCAGUGGUUGUACCAUCGAAAAAAUCAAGCCAGGCACUUGUUCAGAAAUUGCAAGACAUUUAUAAGGUGAUUGUUAAACAGGAAAUUGAGUUACAGGAGCGUUGUUCUCAAUUAACAAACUCUCAAACCACUGAAUUAAAACAAUUAUGGGUCAUUUACAAAGUGAACUCGGAUCUUAUCAACAAUUAUGUUACAUUCAUUACUACAGCCCUCUUACCACCACAGUCGGAUCAAGAUCUCGCCAUUGGACAGGAGAUCGUAGAGAUAUAUCGAAUUGAAAGAAGACUUUGGGUAUAUGGUACAAUUACUUUUCUUGAUGUUUUGAAAAAUUUCUCCAAUUUCAUGGACCCUGAAGUCUGUGCCCAAUUCAUUACUCACGUAUUCAUCUCGAUCUCAAAUAUGUUGGCCGACAUACCUUCAAGAUAUGCGAUCCCUUGGUACCAAAGGUUGGGUGACCUAUCAAGAAUGGCAAUAGCUCUUUAUCCCUCCGGUUUCAUCGAUUGGAAACUGAGUGCAGAGCAUUGGUACAUGGAGGCGAUGAAGUAUAUUUAUGGUCAUGGUAAACUGUACUAUCACAUGUCUACAGUUCAACAAAAUACUUUAGAAGCAUUUGUGAAUUUGGGUAAGAGCGUUUUCUGCCAAGAUACUUUUACCCCUUCACAACAAUACAUGCAACUGGUUAUUGAUAACAUUUAUCAGCGUGCAUUCGUGGAACGGAAUAAUGGUAAUCAUAGAAACUCUCAGUUAAUCGAAUAUCUCAAACACAGCGAAGUUAUGUUAUUACCGAGCUUCCUCGAAAGCACUGAUCUACAACAAGUGGUACUAAUAUAUUUCAGGGACAAGUUUGGAAUGGAUACAAAUGAAAAUAACAUCUUCGACACAAGACAAAUGUUUGAUCAGAAUCCCGAUCAAUUGAAGUAUUUCUUCCGUCAUGCUCCUGCAUUCGCAGAAUCCCAUAUUUUGCAAUUGGUCGGUUUCGGUGACCCAAAGAAUCCUUUUGCGCUACUUUUCGAAUUACCCAGGUGUUUGAAAGAUAGGAGGGAUAAGAAGGAAAAAAGAAAGACAAAGUCUUCUGUAACUACCGAGACUUCCAGCGCCAUGGCCAUCGAUGAAGAAGAAUACAUUGAUUCUUCUUUUUCUCUAGGUGCUCAGGUACAGCAAUUUUUCGAUAACAUCGACUCGCUAACAUCACCGUACCUUUUCCCUCCGUCGUUGGAGGUGUGGAACUGCUCGCUUAAAUAUCUCAACAUCACGAGUCUACACUGCAGCAUGAUUGUUCUGAAGAAAUUUCUCGAAGGCCCCAUGGUUGUUGCGUUACCUCAUCUGUUACCUUGGGCUUAUUUCAUCAUUGCUGUAGUGAGUAAAGUUCAGCACAUAACUGAUGGUGCAAGUCGUGAAUUUUGGUUGGAACUAGUGAACCGCAUCUUUCCUUGGAACACUAUAGUGAAUUUUUUGAACGUCUUAAUCGCAUAUACGCUCGACAACAUUCAUCCAUCAUUGCCAAUCGAUCCACUCUGUGAGGAAUUAUCUACUAUGGGCCUUGACCAACUGGUCGAACAUUUUAACAAUAAUGAAGACCUUCCGGAAGUUUGGAAAUGUUGGGGACUACUAUGGUUUGAUGCAAUAUGUGACAAGGAUAAGGUACAAAUGGAUAGUUAUGAAAGCGCUGGAAUCAAGGAUCAUAUGUUCUUGGAUUUACCAAUUGAUGGAAUCGGUUUCGAUCGUGAUGAUGAGAGUGGCAUAAAAUUCUGGAAAAGAGCUUGUCGUGUCAUUUUCCUCUUUAAACGUAUUGCUGAAAAUUUCCAAACCAGGUUAGUCGUGAGUUCUCAGGCGCAAGUACAUUGCCGUAGGACUGAUCCAAUGAAUCACGUAUUGAAAUCCUUCUGUUUCAAAUUGCGCGACACCUUUUACAAUUCGAACUCAGUUUUACAAAACACUAUUGAAGUAUUCGAGGAAGGAAGCGAUGCUAACAAAGACAUGCAAAUGACCCCUCAGCUAAGCGUCUUGGAGAACGAAAGCAUUUUCGGCUACGUUGGUUACAAGAGACUCUUAUCUGAUCUUUCAUGUUACGACAGAGGCGGGGAGUUUGUCAGCACAUCGCUAUACACUUCGUGGGGUAAUGAAACUUCGAAGAACGAGAUUCCUCAAUCCGAACCCACGCAGCAGCAAACGGCGAACGAGGCCGAUCUUUUCAUCGAAGGCAUAAAUACUUCCUUAACCGAGUUCAACAUUGAUUUCCCCGAGUGUAAGAUGAACGGUAAGGACACCUUUUUUGUCCUGGACGCUACAUCGUGGCUACGACAUUUUGCACACGUUUACAAGUUGGCAUCAAAUCAAGUCUUGCAAUUUGCCAUCUGUUUAACGACAUUCCAAGAGUUGAGAUUUUUACGCAAGUCCAAGGACGAAAACGUUGUCGAAGCCGCCACUAGAGCUGUCAUUACAGUAAGACAGUUAUACACAGAGAAUAGAAUCCUGCCAUUGAGGUUCACUGGUAACGUUGCGACUCACAUUGAAGAGCACCUAGAAUUUGAAGAACAAAUCACGUGGCGGUCGCAUGUGGAUGAAUUUGUUUUCGAAGCCAUCAAAAAGGCCCAAGCCAGGCUGAGUCAGGAGAAUCGUGAUUUUCACCACGUCGUUCUGGUAACCGACGACGCCAAUAUGCGCCGCAAGGCGCAACAGCAUGCGAUACAUACUUUGAGUACCCGAUUCGUGUUUGCUACUUGCAACGCAGUUGGGAAUAGACUGAAGAUUUGUACCAAUUAA